Kluyveromyces lactis is the source of this 291-nucleotide messenger RNA. It is a transcript of the gene ELC1, whose product is annotated as elongin C. The record is from RefSeq and is a predicted model, not a curated record. Gene Ontology annotation, molecular function: protein-macromolecule adaptor activity. The transcript has a single exon. NCBI's taxonomy places the organism in Eukaryota, Fungi, Ascomycota, Saccharomycetes, Saccharomycetales, Saccharomycetaceae. Gene Ontology annotation, cellular component: elongin complex. The coding region runs from base 1 to 291 and encodes 96 amino acids. Gene Ontology annotation, biological process: ubiquitin-dependent protein catabolic process.
AUGGAAGAAAUAUCGUUGGUCAGUAGUACAGGUGAUAGUCGUACUGUGAAUAGAGAUGUUGCUAUGCAAUCUCCUACAUUGAAAAGAAUGUUGGAAUCAUCGUUUAUUGAAUCGCAAGGCACUAUAAAGCUUGAAGAGUUCGACACUAGAAUACUAGAUAAGGUUAUUGAAUACAUGGAAUACUCGUAUAAGUACAAGGAUGCUGAUGACGACGUUGAAGUUCCUGAGUUCAACGUUUCUCCUGAUAUUUCGUUAGAUUUAUUAUUAGCUGCUGAUUAUUUGGGUAUAUGA